Molecule: messenger RNA, 501 nt
Organism: Paramecium pentaurelia
Lineage: Eukaryota; Ciliophora; Oligohymenophorea; Peniculida; Parameciidae
Source: the annotation of a GenBank genome assembly
UAUAGAAAUGUAAGAUUAAUCUGAUCAGAAAAGAAGCACAAGAAAGGCAAUUUUUUUUAUGUUUUCUUAAAGGAAUAGACCAAGAAAUGCAUCAUUAGCAAUUCAAUAAGAUAAAUAUAUUUAAAAAUAAGUUUAACUUAGUAAAAAAGAAAGCAAAUCUCGAUAUUUAACACCCAAAAAAUAGAAUCAAUCAUUUUAGGCUCGAUUAUUAGAUCUACCAAUAAUUUCUUCUAGUCCAAAAAAUUAACUUUGUGUUGCUUAAAUCUUUACCCAAAUCGAUGAAAAAGAAAGAAAUCCAUAUUUCUAAAAUUGGGAUUAAAAAUUUGAUUCUUUAUUAUGUGGAACUUUAAGAACAUUCAAUUUAACAAAAGAAUAAAAAUUAUUCAAUAAAUCAUUUAGUUUAGAAGAAUAACAAGAAAUUAUUAAGACAUUUAAAUAAAAACCUCCUUUCUAAGUUGUAAAAAAAUCAAACAUUAGAUAACUGAAAAAGAAGGAUUUUGA